Nothoprocta perdicaria is the source of this 300-nucleotide messenger RNA. RefSeq names its product C-C motif chemokine 4 homolog. The transcript is spliced from 3 exons. The coding region runs from base 1 to 300 and encodes 99 amino acids. Gene Ontology annotation, biological process: lymphocyte chemotaxis; positive regulation of ERK1 and ERK2 cascade; immune response. NCBI's taxonomy places the organism in Eukaryota, Metazoa, Chordata, Aves, Tinamiformes, Tinamidae. The record is from RefSeq and is a predicted model, not a curated record. Gene Ontology annotation, cellular component: extracellular region. Gene Ontology annotation, molecular function: CCR chemokine receptor binding; chemokine activity.
AUGAAGGCCUUUGCAGCUGCCCUUGCUGUGCUCUCUGUCGCUGCCUUCUGCUACCAGGUCUCCUCUUCACCAAAUGCUGUGCACGUUUCUGGUCCCUGCUGCCUGCGAUACAUAAGCAGAGAGAUUCCCCUGAGCCGUGUGAAGGCGUACGAGCCCACGCAGAGCCACUGCCCCCAACCAGGCGUGAUAUUUACCACAAGGAAUGAUAUCUUGUUGUGUGUCAACCCUGAAGAUAAAUGGGUCCAGCGUAUCAUGAAACACCUGGACGACCAGGCAGGCAAGCGGGAGAUAACACUAUAG